UUUGAGUGAAACUGUUUGUUAUUGUUGUACUAUUGGCUGCGUUGCGUCGCUAAAGUUGCGCCGUGCGGUAUGCAACGUUUUUUGGCGCGCCCAUUUUAAAAAUUUCUUCUUAACGGUUCCAAAAAAUAAAUAAAGAAUUCUUAUCUUGUGAGACAGUGGCUCAAUGUGGUAAGAAUGUCGCCCGCUGAGCAUCAUGUGGUUACGCCCAACGUGGUGAGCGAUGAGGAUUACCAACUGGCGGCAAGCACAGGCGGAGAAAAGUGGAAAGAUGUGCCGGGGUAUCUGAUGGCGAUGGCGAAUUACCUUGCUGGCCAUGUCAAUGAAACGGAGGAUGUGGAACGCUUCAAUGGGCCGAUACUUAAGGCGAGCAUCAAAUCGGUCUAUUGGCUAUUUCUCAUCCAGUAUGCAGCGUUGGCAUUGCUCGGCGUCCUCAUGAACAUCAUCAUCAUCGUGUACAUCAUGUAUCAUCGGCUUUACAAGGAUGUCACGCAUGCGUUCAUUAUCAACUUGGCGUUGUGCCAUUUUGUGCAAUGCGCUCUCGUGUUGCCCAUUUCGCUGAUGGUGAUGCUCAUUCAGAACUGGAUAUUUGGGCAAUUCCUUUGCUUCUUUCUGCCCAUGCUGCAGGACAUUCCGUUACAUGUUGCCAUGAUAUCGCACAUACUGAUUGCCUGGGAUCGCAUGCGUUGGCUAAGCGAUCCGCUCAAGGGUCGCAUACCCGGCUUUGUCUGCUGCUGUGCCACCUGGCUAACUGGCAUGGUGAUUGCGCUCCCUUAUCCCAUUUAUACGAUUUACGUUGAGCUUGGGGACUAUAUGCCACAGUUGGCUGGCAUUGGGCUCUGUGUUGUCAAUUUGAUGGAUGACAUGCAGGAAUACUCACGGGGAUUGUUUCUAAUCAUGUACUGUGGACCGGCUGUUUUAUUGUCGUAUUUGUAUAUUCGCACCUCCCAGGAGCUGCGACCCCCCGACGGUCCCUUUGCGGUCAUGAUGUACGAGCAUCGUGCUGAUGUACGCAUGAGACAACGCAACUCGUCCACAUCGUCGGUGGAGCCGCGCACUCUGAGCGGCGGAGGCGUUGCCGGUCUGAGCAAUGGACAUCACGGGAGCAGCAACCGUUCGUAUGAUCUUUAUAGCGCCGAGCUGGACGUGCAUCGGGAGAAGCGUAAACAGCGCAAUUUUGGCAGCAUGGCCGCCACCCAAGUGGUCUGUUUGUGCCCAUUGAUGAUACUGCGAUUCGCACGUCUCUCGCUCGAGGAGACCUACGAGAAUCAAAAGCAUUUCGAUUUCACCUACCUGAUGUUUGUGUGGGUCGCAUUCCUGCCCACGGUCAUAUUUCCAUGUAUCUAUGCCUCCCAAAUAUUGCCCAGGGACGAACAGGAGCGACUGCGAGGCUACUUUCGACUGUCGACCAAAGGCAAGUCGAAGGCACAGCGACGCAGCGAUGCGGGCGAUGUCAGCUACCGCGAGGACUCCAUCGAGAAGGAUGAGCACACGAACACCACGAACGUUGUGGGCAACGGCCAUGGUUCACACGCUCAGGGCGAGUCGCAAAAGCAGAUGGCAAAGGGUGGCGGACGACAUGAGCGGGGACAUGGACACGGUUCGACCGAUCGCUAUAGUGGAGCGCCUUACCGGCAAGCGCAGUCUGGCGGCAAGGAACGUGAGCGUGACAGAGAGCGCGACAGAGACAGAGACAGAGAGAGGGAGCGAGAGCGAGAGAGAAGAGGUGGCAAUGCGCUGUCGGGUCGAGGAGCUGGCGAUGCGGGCGUGGUGAACAAUCUGGGCAAACAUAUGCGGGGCAAGAAGCACGAUGUCAAGAUCAACAUCAUCUCGGAUGGCGGACAUUCUGGGACACACAGCCAUCAGGGAAGCAAAAGGCAGCCGGCCAGUGGCAGUGGCAGCAACAACAGCAGCAGUCGGGGCAAAUCGGGCAGCCAGACGCGUCAUAAACUGGGCAUUGAAUGCAUGUCCAUGUCGAACAAUUCGGUGUCCAAUCUCACAGCAUCGACUUACUGCAAUGGCGGCAAUGGCAACUGCAGCGUGAUCAACGACGACAGCAGCACCAGCAACUAUGGCGAUGGCGAGGAGAGUUCGGUGGUCAGCAGCAUGAUGCAUCCGCCGCAGCGAUGGCCAGGAGCUACCCCAACAGGAGGCGGUGCUCCGGGUACAGGAUUGCGACACAAGGACAUCUCGUUCAGCGAAUGCAGCAGCACGAUUUCCAGCAGCACACUCGAACGGGAUAUGGAGAUAAUGGAUCUGUUGGAGCGUGAGCGGAGCAUGGACAUUCAAGAGAUGAUGCAGCGGGAGCAGCAGGGCGAAAAGGUGCGUCUCUCGAUGGGUCGCCAGUUGCCCGAUAUUGAGAAGAUCUACGCUCAGCGUUCGCCCAAACCGAAGCGUGACUCCAGCUAUGGCUAUGACAAGGCUGCCUUGGCUCUGGUGAUGCCUGGCAGCGAUCCCUUGAGCCUAUCGCUGUCCAGCGGCAGUCAGCCCACAGAGUACAGCAUGUGCUCCACGUUGCAGGACCAGCAACAGCAGCAGCAGCAGCAGCAGCAACAACAACAGCAGCAGCAACAGUUGCUGCAACAUCAGCAGGCGCAGCUGCGCCUCAGCCAACAGCAGCUGGAUCAGCUGCCGGAGGAGGAGGACGAGGUGCCGCAGGAUUUCUACGACAACUACACGCCCGGUGGCAGCAACAACUUGCCGCCAGCCGUGCAAGCGGCAUUCGCCGGAGCCACCGCACCACCCCCGCCCCCGCCCGCCUAUCAGUAUCAAUAUACGCGACGUCUCAGCCGCAAGAGUUCGGGCAGCGGUUCGCAUCACGUUGGCGGCGUCGGCGGCGGCAGCAGCUCGACACGUGGCACCAAACGCGACAGCUUCAAUUCGUUGAACGGCACCGAUCUGAUUGCCGGCGCCUUCUGUGAACUGGAUCCCACGCAGCCGCUGAAUAAAAUGGCCGGACUCGAGGGACGCAUGAGGCGCAGCAGCCCACGAAAUGCGAGCUUCAGUUCCAGCUCAGCGCGCAGUUCGCUAAAGUCACGAGAUUAUGGUCACGGCUCGGCGCAUUCGGCGCAUCCGGAGCUCGAUUUUAGGGAGAAUAUUUUCGCUGAGCUGUAAGCUGUUUUAUUUUUUAUUUUUGUUGUUGUUGUUGUUGUUGUUGUCAAGCUGCUGCUGCGAAAUGUGGCGCAAAACAAAAACAACAAACAAUAAACUUUUCUAUCAACGAUUUGUGGCAAGAGGGACAAAAGGAUGCUGUGAAACAGAAACUGAACAUUUUUCGUUUCUAUUUUUAUGUUGUCGCAGCUUUAGAAACACU
Drosophila nasuta is the source of this 3310-nucleotide messenger RNA. RefSeq lists its product as uncharacterized. NCBI's taxonomy places the organism in Eukaryota, Metazoa, Arthropoda, Insecta, Diptera, Drosophilidae. The transcript is spliced from 7 exons. Bases 175 to 3111 code for a protein of 978 amino acids. Gene Ontology annotation, molecular function: neuropeptide receptor activity. Gene Ontology annotation, biological process: neuropeptide signaling pathway. Gene Ontology annotation, cellular component: plasma membrane. The record is from RefSeq and is a predicted model, not a curated record.